UGGUCAGCCUGAGGGUUAGUGGCAGGUCAGUCUCAGUGUAUGUGUUGAGUGCCGAGCUUGCCUCAAGGAUGAGGUUUAAGAUCUCUAGCGUUCCUGUUUAGAUUAGAUCCUAACGGUUGCCUCGAGUGAGAACAUUCAGGAUUUGUGUUUUCUUGGAGCGCCGCAGCGAGAUGGAGGUCCUAGGACAUACUUUUAUCUUCUUGGCGAUGCUCAUUGUAGAGGCCAUCGCGUACCCUAAAGGUUCGAUAUACAGAUGUCAGCAUUCUAGUCCUCAGCUGAAUGAUUGCGUGAGGGAGGGCUUAGCCUCAGUGAUAUCGCAAUUCAGAGCGGGGAACGUGGAACUGGGGGUACCGCCGCUUGAGCCAAUAGAAGUUCCCUACUUGCAGAUCCGCCACGACGAUCCUAACCUGAGUGUGGACCUUGUCAUGAAGAACAUAAAUAUUUUCGGCUUCACGGACAUCAAACUGGCGAAAGUCACGACAAACCUGGAUGACGUGAAGAAGGUGGAAGUGACAGGAAAGACGCCGGCCUUGCGUCUCACUGGCGAGUAUCUCAGCGAGGGGCUGGUAAUCAACUUUCCCCUCCACAGUGCCGGCUCAUUCGCCAUCAACAUGACGGAGGUGACGUCAUCCUGGGUGGUGUACUUGCGAGAGAUACAACGUAACCAGACAUCAUACCUGCAGAUCGAUGGUUUCGACAUCGAUAUGAUGCCCAUCAGCGUAUCCUUCCAGCCCGCGUCACAACUGGAUGGCGACAACAGCCUUGGUGAAGCAGUGAACAUAAUCCUGAACGAGAACUCACAUGAGGUGUACUCGAUCAUCAAGAGCAGGCUGGCCGGUGUGUUCAGUGGUGUGCUGACAGAGCUGACGAACAGGGUGUUGUCCCAGGUACCCGUACAGGACUACCUGGUGCCAUAGCGGCGAACCAUAUGUUCCACAUAUACCUGGUGCCGUAACCUUCACAGGGGUUCCCUCCUUUAGUACAAUUAUUUAGCGUUUUAUCGAUUAAUGGUCUUUCAGUUCCUUUCUUGUCAGUUCUACGAAUUGUCUAUUUAUAUUUUUAAAUAACACUCCGGUAGCUUAUUUUAUACUGCUAUGUACUAUAAACAAAAAGGGUAGUAUUCUGAAUUAUAAUAUACUAGUACUUUUAAGAACUCAGACGAAAGAUGUAUUAUUAUAUAAUAGUACUUAAGACUGUUGAUAUCUAAUACGUGCUUAUCCCAUAAUUGUAAACUUGUUUAUUAUACUGCACACAAAAAGUAAUUGUUAAUUGAUUAAAAAUUUGAUUUCCCAA
Molecule: messenger RNA, 1293 nt
Organism: Homalodisca vitripennis (glassy-winged sharpshooter)
Lineage: Eukaryota; Metazoa; Arthropoda; Insecta; Hemiptera; Cicadellidae
Product: protein takeout-like
Exons: 7
Coding region: 171-917 (248 amino acids)
Source: RefSeq, a predicted model, not a curated record